Molecule: messenger RNA, 1104 nt
Organism: Rhizoctonia solani
Lineage: Eukaryota; Fungi; Basidiomycota; Agaricomycetes; Cantharellales; Ceratobasidiaceae
Product: aspartate-semialdehyde dehydrogenase
Exons: 2
Coding region: 1-1104 (367 amino acids)
Biological process (GO): L-threonine biosynthetic process
Molecular function (GO): NAD binding; NADP binding; protein dimerization activity
Source: RefSeq, a predicted model, not a curated record
AUGAGUCCUCAAACUCCAAUCAAAGUCGGCAUUCUAGGCGCGACCGGAACUGUCGGUCAACGCUUCAUCUUGUUACUGUCCACACAUCCAUUCUUCAGGAUCCACGCACUUGGAGCUUCAUCACGCUCUGCUGGUCAAGCAUACGUCAAAGCAGUCAAAUGGAAACAGGCAUCACCUAUUCCCGAGGCAGUGCGGGAAAUGGUGGUUCAGGAAUGUAAACCGGGUGGUGUCUUCAAGGACUGCGGAGUUGUAUUUUCGGGGCUCGACGCAGACGUUGCAGGAGACAUUGAACUUGCGUUCAGAGCAGCCGAAUUAGCUAUAUUUUCCAACUCGAAGAAUCACCGUCGAGAUCCUGUGGUACCCCUCAUCGUCCCCCUCGUUAACCCAUCCCACCUUUCUAUUGUUCCUUACCAACGAUCCCUUCAAUCUCCACCGCUUAAAAAGGGCUUCAUCGUCACAAAUGCCAAUUGUUCGACGACUGGUCUCGUCAUCCCACUCGCCGCCCUAGAGUCGGCCUUUGGACCUAUCGAAAUCGUACAGGUCACCACGCUUCAGGCUAUCUCCGGUGCCGGAUACCCAGGUGUUCCCUCGCUUGACAUUCUCGAUAAUGUAGUUCCUUAUAUUGGCGGUGAAGAGGAAAAGAUGGAAUGGGAGGCCGGGAAAAUCCUCGGCGGACUGGCUGACGAGGGAAAAGCAUUCGAGCAUCACGCGACGCACCCCAUUACUGUUUCAGCAACAUGCUUCCGUGUUCCAGUUCUGGAUGGUCACUCGGAGUCGGUAUCCGUUCGGUUCCACCGCCGUCCACCGCCUUCUCCGGAGGACGUAAUCGCCGCACUCCGCGCGUACGUUAGUGAGCCCCAGACACUUGGAUGCCCCUCUGCUCCUCGACAGGCUAUCUUUGUUCACGACGAGCCGGAUCGACCGCAGCCUCGUCUGGACCGUGACUUCCAACGUGGAGCAGGUGUCAAUGUUGGCCGGAUACGAAAAUGCCCGGUGCUGGAUAUCAAGUUUGUUGUUCUCGCGAAUAAUGUUUGUAUAGGUGCUGCGACGAGCAGUAUCAUCAAUGCCGAGUAUGCCGUAGCAACGGGCGUGAUUGGCGUAUAG